Molecule: messenger RNA, 1837 nt
Organism: Lactuca sativa (garden lettuce)
Lineage: Eukaryota; Viridiplantae; Streptophyta; Magnoliopsida; Asterales; Asteraceae
Product: senescence-associated carboxylesterase 101
Biological process (GO): defense response; lipid metabolic process
Molecular function (GO): carboxylic ester hydrolase activity
Source: RefSeq, a predicted model, not a curated record
CCUAGUUAUAAAUAAAUCAUUCUUGACAUCUACAUUAUUGCCACAACGAAUCUUUGAAAGCUUCGUUCCAUCGUCUUCAACAUCUGAAAGAAACACACCAGAAAGUUUCUUAAAAAGAAACAAGACAGAAGAUGAGCCAAAAGAUGUUCAGUAGUGAAGUCGAAGGGGGCAAGUUUCUUGUCAGCAUAGAUGUUAUUCAAGAUGCUUUUGGAGCAACUGCCAAAACUUCUUCCACUUAUCAACUUCACACGAAUCCUUCUGGGAUCAAAGUUUUGGCUUUCAACUGUUUGUCUGAUUAUAAAAUUCGUUUUCGUAAUGGAGAAGAUCUGGUUUCAUCAGAUAAGCAUAAAGUCGUUGACUUCAUUUCGACAAAACUCAACCCCAAAUUAUCCAUUAACAAAGCUGCUGUUGAGUUGUUUGAGCUUCAUUUUAAAGAGCUUUCCGAGCUCUCAAAUCAGCUUAUAAAUGAACCGCUGGUUGUCACCGGAUGUGGUCUGGGUGGAUACCUUUCCAUUCUUUACACGCUAUUGCAUCAACAUUAUGCAGAUGUGGAAGAAUCCAAAGGUUCAAAAACUACCAAACGCCCGAUUUGCAUAACUUUUGGUUCUCCCCUUCUUGGUAACCAACAUCUCCAAGGCGCCAUCUCUGAACGCCCACAAUGGAAAUCGUCUUUCCUGAAUGUGGUCGCGAAGACAGAUUUUCUUGCUAGUUUUUUCUCAUCGAAUAGUCAAUACAAGCCUUUCGGCACUUUCCUUUUCUGCACAGAAUCAGGUGGGCACACAGCUUUUGAAGAUCAAGAUGCGAUCUUGGCAGUUCUUGACGCUAUGGUGUCACCAAAUGCUGGAAACGACCAAACGCACGAUUAUAGUAAAGAACUGGUUUCGAUUAGAAAGAAAAUAUUGUAUCGCGGGCCUUCGGAUUUCAGCGAAUCUCACUUGAGUCCAUUAAGGGCCGGGAUUCUUUUCCAGUUUCAAGAAAUCGGUAUGUUGCAUAAUAUUUCGAACGAUUUUAUCGAUAAAAUUGAAAAGAAACAAGUGAAGAUGAUCAAAAUGAAGAAUGUAUACGAGCCCGCAAGAAAGCUAAACGACACGAAGAUAAACUUGACAUUGAUGGAAUGGUACAUGAAGACCCGAAGAUCGAAAGGGGGUUAUUAUGAUGCAUACAAAAAUGCCGAUAUCACAGACAAAUUCGAGAGCAAAGAUGUAAUCAUCAAACUGCAACGUUUCCAGGAGCAGUAUUGGAAGGAAACCGUUAAAAAUAGUGAUCUAAUGUCGCGUAUGCGCUGGCUCUACAAUGGAACGAACUACAGAAGGAUCAUGGAGCCACUAGACAUAGCCGAUUACUAUAAAAGUGGCAGAAAGAACUACAUAGCGAAUCGACCGGAACACUUCGAGUUGUUACAGAAGUUGUCGGAGGAUGAAAAGAAGGUAAGAACGAAGGCUGCUAGUCUUACUGUGGAUUCUUGUUUCUGGGCGCAUGUAGAGGAGGCCUUGAUUUCACUAACAGACUUAAAGAAUGGAGAUCUAAGCAGCACCACAACUGACACCGAUCAGUUUGACUUUGAGGUAUAUCUUUUGGGUGCAAUCAACGAAAAAUCAUUGUCACCGGAUGUUUUCUUGGAAGGAAGCAGCUUAAUGAAAUGGUGGAGUGAGUAUGACGCAUACAAAGGAAGUUCGGGCAAUGCUGAGCUUGCACGAUACAUGAAGAAUGAGAGAUACAAAUCAUAUCAGUAACCUGUUAACUCCGAGUUUGAAUAUCAUAUUUAUAUGUUGCAAUGGUUAUAAACUUGUUAGAAUUAAGUAAAUACACGAAGUAGAAUCUUUCAUAAUUACUUUUA